AUGAAGAGGAACAACUUUACGCACAGCACAUCUGCUACCACAAUGAAGAUAAUUCUACUCGUUAUGGUAUUUUCCCUCGUUUUGGCAACUGUCCUCUGCCAAAAAAUCCAUUUUGAUGACAGUUGGAGAGAAGACAAUGAAACGGUAGGAUACUUCUCUAAAAAAAAUGUGUUUUAAAUUUUUGACAAUGGCCUAUAGUGUCAUUGUCGAUAUUAAGAUAAAUGUUUCAGCACUGUCCUGUACAUUCGGAAAUGUGGACUAUUUAAGAAGAUGCCACAAGCAGUGAUAGGCUUCAUAAUAAGCAUCUCAUGAUUAGCCUAGGCUACUAUCAAAUGAAUAAGCUAAAUUGUGUAUUUUAUUAUUCAGAGCAAAUGGCCACAAUCUGAGCCAUAUAAAGAAAUCCUGAAAAUAAUGACUCGAAAACCUGAGUCACGCCAAUUCUUUGGUCUUAUGGGGAAAAUAGGUUCUGGUAGGCUAACUACUUUCUAGUAAUAAUUCAAUAUUUUAAAGGAUAUACAUUCUAUUUCUAUAAAAGCUAAUCUGUAUUUUUGCUUUGUCCCUUCCACUCUUUGCAGCGAAAUCCCAGGUAACAAGA
Molecule: messenger RNA, 595 nt
Organism: Coregonus sp. 'balchen'
Lineage: Eukaryota; Metazoa; Chordata; Actinopteri; Salmoniformes; Salmonidae
Source: the annotation of a GenBank genome assembly